This is a messenger RNA of Gaeumannomyces tritici R3-111a-1, 4326 nucleotides long. RefSeq lists its product as hypothetical. Lineage: Eukaryota; Fungi; Ascomycota; Sordariomycetes; Magnaporthales; Magnaporthaceae. Bases 534 to 3950 code for a protein of 1138 amino acids. The record is from RefSeq and is a predicted model, not a curated record. Gene Ontology annotation, cellular component: shelterin complex. Gene Ontology annotation, molecular function: telomeric repeat DNA binding. Gene Ontology annotation, biological process: regulation of DNA-templated transcription; telomere maintenance via telomere lengthening. The transcript is spliced from 4 exons.
AAUUCAGAUUCACAAGGUUCCGUCACGCGUCAUCGCUUCGAGAGGGCAGGUGUGCAGCGUGGCAGCUCACCGACGCAGCGCCUAGCGACUUCCCCGGGCUGUGAUGGCUUUUUAAAUGUGAGGGCUGCAGUUCGCUGUCGAAAUGGAGGCAGGCUGCGGUUGCUUUGCAUUCACUGUCCUUCAACCACCGUCGUUGGAACCCAUUCGAUUUCGUGUUGCUGCUGUGAGCGCCUGACCAACCCGGUUCCAGCAACUAAAGUGCCACCCCACCAGACGCGCUGCAUGUCGCAUGUCGCGCGUCUUCCAAUCUUCAACUGAGCGUUUCGACUUUGCUUUUCGCUUUUCGCCAGCAAGGAAAGGACAUUUGACUGCCCAUCUGCUCUUUUCUCUCCCCGUCAGAGGAACACGGGGAAUCGAACACCCAAUUUCCCAAUUCAAAAUCGAAGGGGCUCCCUGGACCUUGGCUUGAUUUGCCAUCCGGCCUACCUGCGUCGCGAACAGGCAAGGGUUAGGGUUAAACACCCACCAUCACCAUGCCUGUCCCCAUCACCUACGACAACGUCGCCGGCGGCAGUUCCGAAGCGUUACUGUUCGCCGGCAUCAAGUUUUGGCUUGCCCUCAGAGUGCCAAUGCGAAACGACUGGAUAGCAAAGAUACAAAAUAAUGGCGGCGAGGUCGUCAUACUUGAGCGCAUGGCCGACAUGUUGAUCGCCGAUGACGCAAGGCCCAAGCACGCUCCUCCGAACUCGUACUCUUGGAAGUUCGUCGACGAGGCCAUCAAGCGGGGCGAGCUUCCAGACAAGGAGGCCUUCGUCAUCCAGCGGCCAGCUGCGACGAAUCCCAACGCGGCAGGUCCCUCGGCCGGCGCUUCUGUGAAGACCACCCGCACUGCCUACACGCCAGAGGACGACCAGGUCCUGACCCAGUAUGUCCGCCGCCGCCUGGACAGAGCCAAGGCCAACGGCAUUUACGAGGAAUUUGCCAAGACGAAUCCACGACACACGUGGCAGUCUUGGAAAGAUCGAUGGGUCAAGAGACUCUCUCUUGUCGCUGGCAAUAAUGUGCCGAUACGGCAAGAUUGGGAGGACGAAGACGAAGACGACGUGCGAGAGGCAAUCCAGGGGCCCCGACAUAAAAACGCGCAUGCAGAAUCUAGUGCCGUAAAGCCUCCUACUGUGCAGCCACAGAGGCCGUCUGGGCCGUCCUCAUUGGCUCAAGAGGCGCCAAGUCCUGAACUGUCGGCCCCGAAGCCGCGCAGCCAGUUCAGUCCUGACGAGGACGACCGCCUUCUCCAAAUGAUCGAAGAGACGAUCCGUAGGAGCAAGGCAGAAGGCAAAAGGAUAUACUUGUACGGAAACCUCUUGUACGAGGCCUUCGCCAAAGAGAACCCUACCCACUCGGCGCGGAGCUGGCGAGCCCGAUACAAACUUGUACUCGCCCCAAGACUUGAGGCUGCUUCGAAUAGAUCGCCAGCCACUGUUGCCGAAACGGCCCCUGCUGGAAACACACCCCGUCCCCAUGCCUCAAACCCCUCACCACAGCCCCAGAAGACCAAGACUCCUCCACCCAAACUCCAAGUGUCCAACAAGGUCGGCCAUACCCCGCCCUCACCGACGCCGGCUCAACCUCCUGCUGCUCCAGAACGUAAUGCUCCAGCGCCUAGAUCACCCGGUGGUCAGGCUUCCCACAGCUCGGCGCAAGCGCUGAUUCGGCCUCGGCACUCGAGCCCAGAAGCGGACGAGGAUGGAGACUAUGAGGGGGAGGAUGAUCAAGCGGUGAAGUCCAGUGCCGGGGCCAGCCGUGAGUACGAACCAGACUGCGAUGAGGAAGUCGGCAGCGACGAAGAGAUCGAGAUAGAUGAAGAAGACGAAGAUGGAGAGGCCCAAGAAGAUCAGCUCAAUAGGUUUGAGAAAUUGAUCAUAGAGUAUGAGGCCGAGUACCCCGAUGCCAUCGAUCCAGCGCCAAUCAUCCGCGGCGAAGAGAUAUCGGUCUGGGAUCUUUAUCGCGCCUUCCGGUCACAGAAUCUGCCGCUGGACCGGUGUGAUUGGGCCCAGGUCGCUGCGUCCCUCGGCUUCGACACCACCAAGGACCCCGAGGUCUGCGGGAAGGUGUCCGAGUGCUUCCAGCGCAACCUCGAACACUUUGUCGGAGUAGCCGACUACGCCAUGAGCAGGUGGCAGCCUGACGACGAAGCGGACGGGGCGAGCAGUUCAGAUCUUGAGAGCGAGGAUGCAGGGAUGGAAACAGCGAGGGAGCAUCAGACUGAACAAGGCGAGCCGGGGGAAUCACAAGAUGGUGAGGGAACGGAGGAGGAAGAUGAGGGAAUUGAAGAGGUGCUUAAGGGAACUAAGGAAGAGGAUGAGGGAAUGGAGGAGGAAGACGAGGGGACGGAAGAGGAGGAUGAGGCAACCGAGCAAGAGGAUGAGGCAACCAAGGAGAUGGACGAGCAACCUCGGCCGGCGUCGUCACUCUCCGCGGCGGCUGCACCGAAGCGGCGUCACGAGCAGGCCUUCCACUCGGACCUCAGCCUCUUGAGCGGAACUCCUCGUAAACGGGCUCGCAGGAAGGCCGACCUCGAGAUACCCGAUACGCCCCAGGUUUCUCACGCACGACCGCCGCCCCUGAAACGGCAAGAAAUACUAGACAGCAGCCCCCCGGCUCGGCACAUGGCUUUUUUAACGACAUCACCCACCCUUCCGACCCGAAAGAAGCCCGUCGAGCCCGAAACACAAGACUGGAAGCUCGAUGCCGCAACACAGGGAAGGCUUUCCCAAACACAAGACGUGCACACCGACGAGGUGGGACUCGCUCCGGACGGGCUCGAUGUCUCGCCAUCGCAGCAGCUCAGGUCGGAGGAGGACGAAUACCCCGUCACACCCGUUCCGCUACUGCUCGCUGCUGUUGCCGAAGACGCCAGGCCUCCGCGUACAAGGGCGCUAAGAAGGUCGCAUCUCGACGAGGAGCCCGCCGACGCGUCGACGCCGAAGCCCCGCCACGGGCCGAGCGAGAAAACUCUUGGGAAACGACCCGAACGCAGAGAGCCGAGCGUGUCGCCCCCUCGGCGCCGCUGUCAUGUCGCCCCAAAGUCGGCACUGCAGAUGCCGACGGGCAAGCGCACACUACCGGCUCCGCCCAGACAGAGGCGCUCGAUGGAUUCUGUCAGGCCGUCAACGGAAGCGCCCAAGGUCGUGGUGCCGUCCUCGUCAGAGUCUGACGCGCCGCCGCCCACGCCGGCUCGCCCGCCGAAACGGACAUAUGCCUUUGGGACCCAGCCACGGCGCGCCACUCAUGCCGGCCUUGCGGCCAACUCCCCGCCUGGCCGGCCAGCGUCAUCAGAGUCGUUGUCCCCCCCAGCUUUCAGGAGAUCACAAAGGCCCCAGGGUUCGGCACGAGCAUCCGGACCAGCUUUGGGUGUCGGCGGCGGCGAAGACUCGGUAGUGGCCAGCAUAGUGGAUGGGCUGGUGGGCAAGCCGGCAAAGCCAGCUGCUUCGCGGACCGUGCAGCCGCCGGCCGAAAGACGCGGGUCGGAAGGGCGCCGCGCGGCGGCCCCUCCCCAGCCCAGCAUCGGCAGCGAGGUGGACCGGUGGGUGUCGCUGGGGUACGCGCGGCGGCCCAUCACGGACCUGCUGAUGGCCACGUGCCUCUCCAUCCCGCUCCUGAACCAGGUCAUCGACGAGAACAGGGCCCGGGCCGCGGCCGCGGCCGCGGCCGCCGGCGGGUCCGAGGCGCGCCGGAGGCAGCUCGAGGUGGCGGUGCCGCCCGACAAGCGCGGCGUCUGGACCACGGCCGACGACCGCGACCUCCAGGACGCCCUGGUGCGCGGCGAGGAAGGGGCGCGGUGGAGGCUGGCGGGCAAACAUGGCGGCGACAAGGCGCUGCGGAGGCGGUGGAGGUUCCUGGCCGACUUGGAGAGGAUGGAGUCGCGGAGGAAGUCGGCUGGGUCGUUUUAGGGUUGUCGAGCCAAGUGUAUAUGUAUGUUACUACCACAGUGCUUGCGGAUGGGCGAAUAUGCGGGCACAUGGUCACGUUGGUCCGAGAGUGUAACAGCUCAUUUACCCGAAAGUGAGGGUUGCUGUGCCAAGUGGAUGGGAGGAGCAGAAAGGAACUACGCCGCAUGCAAUGUAACACACACUGUUGCAUGUUGGAGCCUUGUGCUUCUGGCCACGCGAACUUCAUGUUGUGUUACGCGACUUCUUGUGCUCUGCAACGCGAGAUCUAGAGAUACUAUUGGCCGGGCGUGUGUGCUAUAAGCCACAACCCUCCUAGCACGGCCAAUAAAAACACACAACUUGCCGUGAUGGGCUUGGGUGUUGUUCAUCUACUCGG